This is a messenger RNA of Branchiostoma floridae (Florida lancelet), 2988 nucleotides long. Its product is annotated as ornithine decarboxylase-like. The coding region runs from base 385 to 1821 and encodes 478 amino acids. Gene Ontology annotation, molecular function: ornithine decarboxylase activity. Lineage: Eukaryota; Metazoa; Chordata; Leptocardii; Amphioxiformes; Branchiostomatidae. Gene Ontology annotation, cellular component: cytoplasm. The transcript is spliced from 12 exons. The record is from RefSeq and is a predicted model, not a curated record.
GCCUUAUAUAACCCAGCCCGUUGACGUCACAUUCUCUUCCUUUCGUCCAUGACUGCGGACGGAGAAGUUGGCGAUACUAGCAACAUAAGCGGACCAUCUUUUGCGGUUUUUUGGACCGUAAUCUUGUACACCAUUACCCCGUUACAAGACAUCAGAAAGGCGGGGUGGGAGACUAGGGCACAGGUUGGACACACAGCACCGUUCCUGAAGAACCCAGAGGGUCAGUGUCUCUACCGAGAGCAGCUUGACCACAAUUUCGAACCACCUUGGGAUCCUAGCUGACAUUUGCUGGUGUCCCAGAUUUUCUUCUUUGCUGUGUUGUUGCGAAUAUCAUAGUCUCCUGUGUCCUAGCUCCUAUCCUAGUCUGUAUUAACCUUAUCAAGAAUGAAGACUCACAUCAUGAAUAAGGACCUGUCCAUGGAAGUUCUCCGUGACGGCCUCACGGCCCGAGAUGUCCUCACCAACAAGGUGAACUCCGGCGGGCGAGAUGACAAAGACGACGCUUUCUUUGUGUGUGACCUUGGUGAUGUCGUGAACAAGUACAAGAAGUGGGUGUCGUGCCUCCCUCGAGUGGAGCCCUUCUACGCUGUCAAGUGCAACGACAGCCCACAUGUCCUACAGGUACUGGCAAACCUGGGGACUGGCUUCGACUGUGCUAGCAAGACUGAAGUGCAAACGGUGUUGAACUUGGGUGUGGCUCCUGACCGCAUCGUGUAUGCCAACCCCUGCAAGCAGACCUCUCACAUCCGCUAUGCCAAGAAGAACAGUGUUGAUCUCAUGACCUUUGACAAUGAGGAUGAGCUGCACAAGAUCAAGAACUACUUCCCUGAUGCUCGCCUUCUGCUCCGCAUCCUGCCUCCUGCUGCCGAGGCCCAGUGCCAGCUGGGGAUGAAGUUUGGGUGCCACCCCAGUCAGGCACCAAAACUGUUGGAAGUGGCAGCCCAGCUCGAUCUCAGCGUGGUAGGCGUGAGCUUCCAUGUUGGCAGCGGGUGUCUGGAAGCGUCUGCGUUUGCUCGCGGUGUGGAGUCUGCCAAGCGCAUCUUCAACAUCGCUGACCAGUAUGGCUUUGACUUCGACAUGCUGGACAUCGGAGGUGGUUUUCCUGGCCAGGAAAGUGCAGCGAUCUCAUUUGAUGAGAUCGUAGCUGACCUUGGGCCAGCCCUGGACGAGCACUUCCCACCAGCGAGUGGUGUGCGCAUCAUCGCCGAGCCUGGGCGCUACUUCGUGGCCUCUGCCUUCACGGUGGCUGUCAACAUCGUUGCCAAGCGCAUGGUGGCUCGUGACAUCCAGGAGUUCAAGGAUGAAGAGGCUGAAGAUGCUGUGAUGAACUCGGUGGCACCCUCCAUGUGCGAGGAGCCUGCCUUCAUGUACUAUGUGAAUGAUGGCGUCUAUGGCUCCUUCAACUGCCUGCUGUACGACCAUGCUGCAGUUACUCCAUCACUCAUGAGGGAUGUGGAUAAGGAAGAGGCCCUGUUCUCCACCAGUGUGUGGGGCCCCACCUGUGAUGGUCUGGACCGCAUCAUGGAGCACUGCCUCCUGCCCGAGCUGCAAGUUGGCGACUGGAUCUUGUUCGAAGAUAUGGGUGCGUACACCAUGGCAGCUGCCUCCACCUUCAACGGGUUCAGCAAGCCGUCCUGCUACUACGUGGUGGAUGCCAACAUGUGGAGUAGCAACAACCACGCCUUCAUCCAGUCGGAGUGUUACACCCGCCGCCAAGUCAAGGACAGCUCCAUCACCCUGCCGGCCAUCAAGAGGGGCCUGUGUGCCCAGGAGCGCCUCGGUAUCACCCAGAUCCCCAGCGUCGCCGUGCCAGAGGUGUAGGCACGACCACGACCAUCCCAAACAAACAUGGAUAGGCCCUUCCUAAUGACGUUUCCUAAUGAAGUAGAUCCUGUUCUGUGUCUUCAUAUGUUUGAGUCCCUUUAGCAACAAGUAGAGGCAUGGCCUACAAUGAGAAACCCACCACAAUGCGCAGAGUCUGCACCUCAUAUGUGCCAUAUAUUAUUCCAGCUCUUGCAAUAAGUAUCGACGUAGCUCAGAACUGUUACUGUUGUUAAAGGGACUACGAAUGUCUGUAGUGUUUGUGAUGCCAGGUGUGGAAGCAUGAUGAUGUUGUCUGAGUGAGAACAUACAUUCCACCCUUAAUGUCAUCCCUGAUUUAUAUUAUGGACCAACUGAGUGUAACAGGUCUAAUCUCUACCAGAAGUUGUGGAAGGUAGGAAUGUUGUAAUAUGUGACCAAACACAUGAUGUGACACUACCAACUUUUAUGUUUUUCAAGGCAGUUUAUCUUGAAGUGUAUCCUAUGGUAUACACUGCGCUCCCCCAUGGCAUCACAAGUCCUAUAUAAUUCAUAGAAAUCUAUUGUGUGCUUUUAUUUAAUUUCUCCGGCAGUUAAAAAGAAGAAUCCUUACCUAUGUGCUAGGACCAGAAAGAAGAAAUCUGGGAUUGACCUGGUUGGUUAAAUUGCUGCCACAGGUUUUGUUUUUUUGUUUUGCUUUGUGUAUAAUUGUUAAACCAUGUCAUUCUCUCUCAUUGUGUUCCUUUUACAUGCCAAAAUGUGAAUUCUGUGGUAAACAUUUCUAUGAUGUGCGCCGACUGGUCCAGUCUCUGCAUUGAUGUAUACCAACGUUUACUACAAAGUCAAUUGGCAACUACUGAAGCCUGUAGGUCGAGGAGUGUGUAUGUAAUAGACAAAUAUCCAGGGCAUUUUAGCAGUUGGCUUUUGAUAGGUAUACUGUGAAGGUAAGAAUGGUGGGUGAGAUGUGAAAAAGAUAUUUAAAUGAAUACUUUCACUGAAGGUAUGAAGGCUUUAAAAAGCCAUCUAAAAAUGAAAGCUUCUCAAAGCUUGUUAUAUUCGUAAAAAGUUGAUAUAUGAUAGUAGAGACUAUUGUGGAAAAAUGCCUAAGUUUGUUAGGCAUUUGUUUGAAGGAAGGUGUUAUCAGAUAGCAACUGAUGAAAUGCUUGUCAAAUAAACAGACAAAAGGUU